Ipomoea triloba (trilobed morning glory) is the source of this 785-nucleotide messenger RNA. Its product is annotated as protein TRI1-like. NCBI's taxonomy places the organism in Eukaryota, Viridiplantae, Streptophyta, Magnoliopsida, Solanales, Convolvulaceae. Gene Ontology annotation, cellular component: nucleus. The record is from RefSeq and is a predicted model, not a curated record. The coding region runs from base 88 to 516 and encodes 142 amino acids. The transcript is spliced from 2 exons.
UUUUAACACGGCGUUUCUGAUAAUUUUCAAACGCUUUGAAUUUCCCGAAGUUUCUAGAAACAUUAUCCAAUCCUAAGUUCCGGCGUAAUGGCUCUGUCCUUGGGGAUGUUUUCCGGCUUUGUUACCGGAGAAACGGCGGCGUUGUUGAAGCCGUCGGUGUCGCCGUCUUCUGUUAGGCUUGCGGCUCCUCCUUUUGCUAACCUGCAGCCCGCGCGUACGGUGAGCUUCGCAGCUUCUUCGAAUCCGGCAUCGGAGACGAAGAAGAGCCCUGUCCGAGGUAUCAUGAAGCCACGGCGCGUCUCGCCGGAAAUGCAGGCGUUCCUCGGCGGCGUUGCUGAGGCCCCUCGCACUGAAGUUGUCAAGCAGGUUUGGGCUCACAUUAAACAGCAUAACCUUCAGGAUCCCGCAGACAAGAAGGUCAUUGUGUGUGACGAUGAGCUGAAGAAAAUUUUUGGAGGAAGGGAACAGGUUGGGUUCCUCGAGAUUGCCGGAUUGAUAACUCCCCACUUUCUUUAAGUAUUGUGCUUCAGGAGGAAUGGAGUUAAUGGAUUAUGCAGAAACAUGUUCUUAGGAAUCUAGGGUGCCAACAUAGUUUUGCUUUUAGGUCUUCAUUUUGGCUUCCAAAAUUCUAUGCCAGUUGUUAACAACACAUGUAAUGUAAUGGCAAGGAAUGCAUUAUAUAUUUAUAUUGCCAUGUUGGGCUCUGGGUAUUUCCCCAUGUUUCCUGAACUGGAUGCUGUUAAGGAUUCAAUCUCCUGAAAGUUAGUGGUUUUAGCAUGUAUGUC